Penicillium atrosanguineum is the source of this 978-nucleotide messenger RNA. Its product is annotated as legume-like lectin family protein. Gene Ontology annotation, molecular function: D-mannose binding. The transcript is spliced from 6 exons. Lineage: Eukaryota; Fungi; Ascomycota; Eurotiomycetes; Eurotiales; Aspergillaceae. Gene Ontology annotation, biological process: endoplasmic reticulum organization; Golgi organization; endoplasmic reticulum to Golgi vesicle-mediated transport. The record is from RefSeq and is a predicted model, not a curated record. Bases 1 to 978 code for a protein of 325 amino acids. Gene Ontology annotation, cellular component: endoplasmic reticulum membrane; Golgi membrane; COPII-coated ER to Golgi transport vesicle.
AUGCGUCUUCCCGCCCUUUCUUCCCUUCUCUGCCUCGUUGGCUUGGCCUCGGUGCCUGUCACUGCCUACGAAGGCGAUUCAGAUAUCAAAAGCAUUCCGCUUCGAACCCACAGUCUCAGUCCGCCUUACCUCGAUUCGGACUUCCAAAGCCGCUGGUUCGACUUCGGAGGAGAUACAAUCGUUCGGGCUGAUAAAUACGUUCGUCUCACAGCCGAUCGACCUUCGCAGCAAGGAUGGAUCUUCUCUCGCGUGCCUUUGACCGCGACCAAUUGGCAGAUUGAGCUGGAAUUCGGCAUUCACGGCGAGGGCAACUUGCACGGCGAUGGUUUCGCUAUGUGGCUCACCAAGCAGCGCGCCACCCAGGGCCCUGUCUUCGGUUCUACUGACCGAUUCGAGGGUCUCGGCCUCUUCAUAGACACGUACAAGAACAACCGCCCCGGUGUUUCGUUCCCCUACGUUAUGGCCAUGAUGGGUGACGGGUCGACUACCUACGACCAGGCGCACGACGGCAAGGCCAACGAGCUGGCAGGAUGUUCCGCUCGUGGUCUCCGUAGCGCUCCUGUUCCUACCAAGUUGCGCCUAACCUACUUCCAGGACAAGUCCCUCACCCUAGACCUUCAGUACAAGACCGAGGACUCGUGGACCAACUGCUUCACCCUCAACGCUGAAGAAACCAACAUCGCCAUUCCCUCCGUCGCCUACCUGGGUCUUUCCGCCGAGACCGGAGAGCUGAGCGACAACCACGACAUCAUCUCUCUCAAGGCGGAGAACCUGUACUCACUGAACCGCAACGGCGGCAGCCGAGGCUCCGACAGCUCUAAGGGCCGUGGCCGUGGCGGCUCCAACAUCAGGCCCCCCAAAGAGAAGGGCAGCUGGACAUGGUUCCUGUUCAAGGUUGUCCUGUUCUUCGGCGCUAUCGUGGGUGGCUACUUCGGAUACACAAUCUACCGUACCAAGGCGCGGUCGUCGCGCUUCUAA